UCCUGCAGGUGGGGAGAAGAGGAGCUGACAGCCACAAUGAAGGGACUGAGCCACCUGUUUCGUGUCAGGGAGGACACAGCGCACGGAGAUGCAGCAGCCAACCACAACAGCUGUGAGUGUGUGGGGAGUAAUGCCAGGUCUAGCUUUCACUCAGCAGCCCAGUGUAUCCUGUAAGGAAAUUUGGAGCUGUAGAUGUGAAAUCACAUUUUGGGGUUUGAUGCGUCCGUCUUGCAAGAGGCUGGCCUGCCUGGCACUCUGCUUAUUGCCAGAUGAGAGAGAAUUUCAACACGCAGCUAAAACGAACAAUUUGGAAACCAUGGAAAAGCUGUUUAAGAAGAACCUUAAUAUAAACGCAGUGGAUACUUUGAAGCGCACUGCACUGCAUUUUGCUGUUGCAGGAAGUCACACGUCUGCGGUGGAUUUUCUGCUCCAUCACAAAGCUAGAGUUGAUAUGGCAGAUCAGCAUGGCCUGACAGUGAUCCAUCUUGCAGCUUGGACUGGAAAUCUGGAUAUAAUGAGGAAAUUAGUUAAAGCUGGUGCUGAUCAAAAAGCUAAGAAUGAGGAAGAAAUGAAUGCACUGCACUUUGCAGCACAGAACAACAGUGUUAAAAUAAUUGAUUAUUUUCUCCAAGAUCUUCAUCUGACUGACUUGAACAAGCCUGAUGGGAAUGGUAGAAAGCCAUUUCUUCUGGCAGCAGAAAGAGGCCAUGCUGACAUGAUAAAUAAUCUAAUAGCUCUAAAUCUGUUCACGACCGAAAAAGAUAAGGAGGGAAACACAGCCCUACAUCUGGCAGCUAAAAAUGGCCACAGUGAAGCUGUAGUGAUUCUGCUCAAACACUGGGAUGAAGUAAAUGACUUCAAUCAGAACAACAGCAAUGCAUUGCAGGCUGCCAUUCAGAAUGGACAUCAAUCCUUGGUCACUUUUCUUAUUGAUAAGAACAUUGACCUGGUCCCUAAACCUGAGCAGAAGAAUUCCCCUCUGCAUUUAGCAGUCAUCAGUAAUCAUCUGCUGAUUGUGAAAAAACUCUUGGAAGCGAAUCAUGACAUAAACUUCUUAAAUCAUAGGCAUGAAACUCCCCUACAUUUGGCUGCUGAUGUUGGCAAUGUGGAGAUGGUAGAAGUGCUGCUGAAGGCAGGUUGUGACCUCAAGAUCAUGGACAGGCAUGGAAGAACUGCACUUGCCGUGGCUUCAAGGAGCAAUUAUGCUCUCAUUGUAGAUAUGAUCAUUAAAGCAGAAAGGCAUUAUGCCAUGGAACAGGCACACCUAGGUCAUGGUGAUGGUUGGUCAGACUCUGAUUUGUCCUUCAAACAAGAUCACAGUACACGCACCAAGCAACUCCGUUCCUCCCUGUGGAAUCUGGCGUACAAUCAUUUAAAACCCCAGGAAUGGAAAAUACUGGCCCUGUUCUGGAAGUUCACAGAUGAGCAGAUUAAAGCUAUUGAGGAACAAUGGACAGGGAAGAAAAGUUAUAAAGAACACGGCCACAGAAUGCUGCUGAUCUGGCUACACGGUACUUUGUUGGCCCAUCAGAAUCCUGUCAAGCAUAUAUUCAAAGACUUGGUGGAAGCAGGAUUUCAGCAUUUAGCUGAGAAGAUCAGAACUGAAAGUAGCACUGACAUGGAGUCCAGAAAAUGUGAAAUUUCAUGAGUUCAUUGAUAAAUGGCAUAUGUGAUGGAAUUACAUGCCAGAUGGAGAGACUUUCAUAUACAAAUAUCUUCUCCAGAAAUGAAAACGUAUUUUGAAGCUGCAAGCUAGAAGAACUUGCUCUCCUGAAAUACCGGUUAUUCUUUGCUAUACAAUGAUCUAAAGUGAAUGCCUAGAUGGUAAUUUAGGACUAUAUUGUCAAGCAAGAGCCACCCUAUAAUUUCUGCACCUGCCUUAACAUUGUGUAGUAAUUCUUUAUCAGAACUCCCCACUAAAGCUAUAUUGUGAUUGACAUAAAAUGUAAAUGAGACACUUUCUUGUUGAAAUAAAUGUAAUAAGUGAAAA
Messenger RNA from Lagopus leucura (white-tailed ptarmigan), 1990 nucleotides. RefSeq names its product ankyrin repeat and death domain containing 1B (gene ANKDD1B). Gene Ontology annotation, molecular function: protein binding. The transcript has 14 exons. Gene Ontology annotation, biological process: signal transduction. The coding region runs from base 89 to 1648 and encodes 519 amino acids. NCBI's taxonomy places the organism in Eukaryota, Metazoa, Chordata, Aves, Galliformes, Phasianidae. The record is from RefSeq and is a predicted model, not a curated record.